GAAGAGAUUUUAAUGAGAUUUCUGAGAUAGCCGAAUUUCCCUUUCCUGUUAUCGUAAGCGGCUGAGUCUGGACGAGCAUUGGCUGAUUUUAUGUUCUCUUUGAGAGGACCAACAACAGAUUUCUGAAUAUGGAACCGAGAACCUGUAGAUUGCUACUCGUGGUCGGUUUGCUUUUGGAGUUGACGUUUUGUGCGAAUGAAAAUCCUGAUUGCCCCCUCUUGAUCCAGCCUCCCAGAGUGGUGGUGAGACAUGGAGAUCCAGUAUCAGUGAACUGCACCAUUUCAGGAGAUCAUGAUGGAAUGGGCUGGAAGGCAUCAGAGAGAUCCGUUUUCUGGGAAGAACAUGUCCAGUUUGUCACCUGGCGUUUGAAGACUCUGACAGACUGGGAGAUAGGACCUUAUUGCUACGCAGAAAUUCCAAUUGAUCUAGAAGAUACUUUUCUCUGUAAUCGAAGCCUCAAUAUUGCAGUGUACAAGCCUCCAGACAGUGUCUUCAUCAGUGUUGUGAACCACACAGGCCCAAUGCUGGAGGGGAAACAGUACCAGCUACAGUGUGAGGUCCAGAACAUCGCUCCUGUUCAGUACCUCACUGUGAAGUGGUACAAAGGGGAAAGAUUUGAGAAUCAAGCCUCCUAUGAUGAUCUCACUAAGACUCCAGUGAAUGUGUCCUCUACCCUCCUGAUCACACCCACCUGUGCUGAUGAUGGAGCACAGUACAGCUGUGUGGCAGAGCUGGAACUGGGACCUGAAGGACCACAACCUUCACCUGAAGUGAAAUCUGAUCCCCUCAGCAUCCCUGUACACUAUAAACCCAGGAUCACUGAGUGGCUGGAGAAACCGAGGGAAGGUGAAACUCCGGAUAAUUUGGUCUCCUGUAGAGCUGAGGGGAACCCUCUGGUCACUAAGGGCCUGACACAACUUUUUCUUCUGGCAACCAUGUUAUCAUUUUUUAUUUGCUACUAGCUCUGUUCAUAAUGUUAUAAUAGCCAUUGUGCAAAUACAGUGCUUGAUGCAUUUACAUGAAAAAGCCAAUUACUGUGUCAGUCAACAUUUCUUCUUGAUUUUUACAAAUAAUUCAAUGGAAUAAUAUAUUUAUUUUUCUCAUGAACAUAGUUCAGUAAUCUCCAAGUCUAACUUGAGAAACUAACUAGAAUUUAAAAAAUUGUAACUUGAGAAUAAAAAGUGUUGUAUUCAAUUGAAGGUUAAGGAAAAAUGUUAAUUGACUACAGGUCAGAGGAAUCUACAUUCAUAGGAAUUAUAUCAAAAUGAUAAUGCUACAGGUGUCAUUCAGUCAUUAAAGUGUCUUGAUUUUA
Molecule: messenger RNA, 1312 nt
Organism: Conger conger (European conger)
Lineage: Eukaryota; Metazoa; Chordata; Actinopteri; Anguilliformes; Congridae
Product: intercellular adhesion molecule 1-like
Exons: 4
Coding region: 129-962 (277 amino acids)
Biological process (GO): cell adhesion
Molecular function (GO): integrin binding
Source: RefSeq, a predicted model, not a curated record